This is a messenger RNA of Microbotryum saponariae, 1686 nucleotides long. The record is from the annotation of a GenBank genome assembly. Lineage: Eukaryota; Fungi; Basidiomycota; Microbotryomycetes; Microbotryales; Microbotryaceae.
AUGACUACUCAGAGCACGCCCACGCCCCGACGGCGAGUCGCCCUGGUGCAAUACCCCCGCUCGCAGGACGAUGUCGUCAAGGCGCUGCGAAGGGCAUUCGAAUCUCACCCCGAAUGGUCGGUGCAGACGACCACUACAUCUGAUGAUCAGAUCGACUUGCAAUGGUCCGAUUAUGACUAUAUCGACUGGGACUUGGUGGAGGGGGCUCAGGGCAAGACUCGGCUCGUCAAUAGCUAUGUCAUCCGAAAGGGGUCAGUGUAUGCACGUGAUCGGUGAUCGAGCGUUCGCACAGGAGACUGAUUCAAAUGCGUCCGCACAUCACAGUCUAAUUCGCAAAAACCAUCUCUCACAUACGAUCGCACUAUACCUCUCCAAGAACCCGGCCUCCCCACUCGCCCGAGCCGCUCCACAAACCUUCUACUUCACCCUCUCUUUCGCCGACGAGCUUGACCAGCUGCUCGUAGAUGAGCUGUACGACGUGCAGCACUCGUUCGACACAGCCGAUCCGGGCAAACCAUCGUGGUGGAUCCUCAAGGCCGCAUUGGCCGACAAAGGGGUAGGCAUUCGUCUCUUUUCCGAUCGGCAUCAACUCGAGCAGAUUUUUCAGGAAUUCGAACCCGUCAGCAGCGACGAGGAGGAGGAAGAAGAAGACUACGACGAAGCUUUUGGUACAAAAGCAUACGGUACAGGUACCCGAGUCGACUCGUCCCAACUUCGAGAAUGGGUCGUACAGGUGAGUCCCAUUGGCUCUUUCUUACCUGGCGAGCACCGCAACUAACCUGCCCACCAUAGCGCUACGUUUCGAACCCCCUACUCUUCUCACCCUCCAACACCCCUUCAUCGCCAAGCUACAAAUUCCACCUCCGCGUCUACGUCGUUGCAUCAGGUGCACUCACAGUCCACGUGCACCAUCCUUUCCUCGCUCUCUUCGCACCAACACCUUACUCCACUCCCGAAUCCUCCGACAAGGUUGACCUUUCGGCCCAUCUUACCAACACCUGCUUGCAGACGACCAUCAUGGGGUCCCAGGCACUGCCCGAGUCGGUCAAUACGCUGCAAAAAAUGCAAGGGUAUACGAUACUCGGUGGCGCUCUGGAGGGGCAGAAGUUGACCCGAGAGCAGAUCACCAAGAUUGAGGAUAGCGUUGGAGAGGUCGUCGCUGAGCUGUUCAAAGCGGCCGUAGGCGCUGGGACAUCGUUUCAGGUAAGUGCAGAGCCUAAGAAUUUCCAGCUCAGACUUUUCGGAGACCUAAACCUCCUCGAACCGGGUUUGAUUGCAGGCAUUACCCAACGCAUUCGAGAUCUUUGGCUUGGAUUUCCUCGUCGAUGACGAACUUCGAGUCUCCCUCCUGGAGGUCAAUGCCGUGAGUCCCGCGCCGAAAGCCCUCGGAAAGAUUUCCCGCCUGACCAUUGCAGCGUUCCUCGAGUACAGUGCCCCGACUUUGGCCAAACAGGCCCCACCUUACAAUCAGUAAUCGACCACUUGUUCGCAUCUACAUUGGACGAGCUGGUGAUCCCCUACUUUACACGGCAGGAGCACAACCUUCCUACCUCAGAGGAGCCGCGGGAUGCCUCGGCUGAACCACAAACUCCGAGUAAAGCUUUACAAGGAUUAAUCUUGGAGGAGACGACACAGCCGGGACUAAGAAAGGUUUUAGCGAUGGAGAUUAGUAAAGCUUGGUCAUAA